This is a messenger RNA of Melanaphis sacchari, 423 nucleotides long. RefSeq lists its product as uncharacterized. NCBI's taxonomy places the organism in Eukaryota, Metazoa, Arthropoda, Insecta, Hemiptera, Aphididae. The transcript is spliced from 2 exons. The record is from RefSeq and is a predicted model, not a curated record. The annotation marks the transcript as partial.
ACAAAACAACCAUCAUCUUAUGAAGAUUAUAUGGUAUUUAUUCAAUCGUACUAUAAUGCAGCGAGUAUAUAUUAUUUUUAUCAGAAAUAUGAAUUCGCAUUUGAGGUGAUCAACGAUGGUUUGAAAUAUAUCGAUUCAAUAAAAAAUCAUUUAAAUUCUGAAAAUCAAUAUGACAAUCAAAACAAACAUGUACAUGUGUGGUAUAUACUAUUAAAGACAUUGAAAUUAGAUAUAAUGAAGCAUAUAACGAGUAUUUCUGACCAAGAUAUACAGCAAGCAGAUCAUGAAUUAUCAGAAGACGAAAAUAAAUUUAAUGUUCCAGAAUAUGGAUCGUUUCCCAGCUCAGCAGUAUUAUUGUUUCGAGGAUAUUUUUUAAUCAGAGUCAGUUUAUUUAAUUUAUAUAAUAUCAAUAAAUAUUAUUAA